CGCUGGUGUAGUCGGACCUUAUCGCGCAUGCCGAGUGUACGUCAAUACAAACAAGAAGUCUUUAAUACUGUCGAGAAUAUUGCAUAUAUGUACAACCAACGAUGACAGCGCUAGCCAGUAGUGCUCCGUUCAGUUUGCGUACACUGCCUGUAUAGGCGAUUCGAAGCCGAUUAUGCAUGUAAUUUACUAACAAUAAAGCAGUACGGAUCUCGUGAAUUCUCAUGAUGAUGGUUUCGUGUAGUACUUUCUCUUCACGGUGUACUUUCGUCUUUGGUUGAGUGAGCUAACUUUCGGAACGGCAUAUUAGUGUUACCUACCAAAAUAAUCGAUUAGAUAAAAAAGUUUGGAUUGAGCCGCCUUCUUCUGUUCUGAAUUUGAAAUAUGCGGAUCGUUUGUGACUUUUUGUUUUUGUUGAUUCGAGAGAGAAAUAUUUAUUCUCAGUUUUCUAGUCAAGCCUUUAUUUCAGUUGUCAAUAAAAUUUGUACAUAAUAAUAAUUGUCAUACGCACUAAAUUUUACUAUGAGUGAAAAAUAGAUCGGAAGUAAUUCGUAAAAUGCCUUCGUAUAGUCAAGACAUAAACGUGGAUCUCAAUUCAAAUGAGAACGGUGCCUUAAAAAAUGACGCUAAGGAAGAGAAAAUAGAGAGUAGAGGAUUUAUGCCGGCCAAUCUGAGCAGUCCUAAGAAUGCACCAGCAGGCUUAAGCGAAGAUCAAAAGUUGGCUUUUGCCCUGCGUGACUUUUUGGUCCCAGCGAGCGGGCAAGGAGUGCACCCUGACGGGCCUUCGCCGUCUGCUGCAGAACAGCCGCUGCCUUUUAUAGAUGAUCAGGAGGACGCUGGACCAUCGGAGGAGGAGCAACAACCAUGCCGUACCGAAGAAGUGUUGAACAACGCAGCAUGUCGGUUGCGACGAUGGCGCGCUGCGUCUCGAAAGCUGCGGCGGCCAAGAAUAAUAGACAAUCUUUGUGGAGGAGAGGAGAAAGAAGCUGGUGGACGAGAGACGGGUCGCACCGACCUGGCUGACCGGCUGCGUAACCUGGCCGCAGCCGGCGGCGCAUCAGCUUCUGCAGGCGAACUGUUAUCGCUCGCACCGCCGCCACCAGCUGCAACUGCACCCCCCUCGCCUGGCUGCCUGCUUUCACCCACGCUCGCAGAUCAAAGCUCAGCAGAAUAUUUUGGCUCCAGUCCGGAAUGCUGCGCAGACAAUGCAGGGCUAGAAGGUCCUACAGGCACGCCGGCUCCCCCGCCCGGCCCUCGGUACAAGCUGGCCACCGAAGGCUCUCUGAGAGUCUGCUGCUUCCAGCACACGAGGACCGUCGUCGUCAAGAUCCUCACCGCCAAGUUCCUCAGGCGAUGGGAGACGCAUGCCCUCUGCUUAGAAGAAGAUCACAUCGUGUCUAAAACCCCUUCUGGUUUGCUUGAACACCCUCUGCCUUAUAGCUGCAUGCAAGAAGUGUACUGUAUAUCACGGUGGGAUUCCGCUCGGAAGUACUGUUUAAGGAUUGUCAUGCCCCACGGAUCCCUUCUGUUGCAGGCAAAUGAUGUUUACACGAGGGACCAGUGGUACCAUUCCAUUGUGUGGCGGAAAAAUAUCAUUCGAUAUCGAAACUUCCUCACAAAGUCUGUAAGAAGAGAAGUGGUUUUAAAAGAAUUGAAGAACAUGGUGGAUUUCGUGAUGACGACCCCAUUGCAAGAUGAAAGUGUGACGCGUGCACCUCUACAAAUCCUCACCGAUCUGUUAUCAGAGAAAAAAGACAGUCCUCAAUGGGAGGAAUGGGCAGAGCAGGUGACAAGCGUUGCGGCCCCACUGCUGGCGGAGCGGUGCGCGACGGGCGAGCUGUGCGCCUUGCUGGCAAGGCUGUGCCGGCGGAGACCGCGCGCCGCACCGCUACCCGCCCUCGCUCCGCCCGUGCGACGUGUCCUGACACGAAAUGUUGAUUUCGCAAGAGCACCAAACGCUAGGCGACUCGUUCGAGAUUAUAUAAGUGCACUAAGCGCUCACAAUUCUGGUGCAACCUUAGUGCGCCGCUUUGUGGAAGUGACGCAUGGUGGGAGAGCUACCUGUCCGCAUCCACGCGCCGCUCCGAAUCUGGCCGCGGUUGCACUAGCCGCCCUGGAUGACCACUAUCGAAAUGUGCCCGUUCAACAUAUCUGUGAUGAUCAAGAGGACGAUGUGCUGUGCUUCGCAGACAUUCUCGAAUACAUGUGUGAAUACGAAGACUGGCUACUCGUGGUAGGAGCAGUGUUACAACCUGUUCCACUGUGCCCCGGAGCAUUGAGCUGUCCCCGCGUCGCCCGAAGACUUGGCAACGUGCUGUCAGCGCUGGCUUGCGACACCCGAUGCUUGGCGCACGCUUGCGUCACACCGUGCAGGGCGGCCAGGCCCUCACCGCCGUCUUGGUUGAAGGCUGCUGCACCCACCGAUCCUUUACUCGCGUUACCUAAUCAGCAGCUUUGCCAGCUUUGGGGAGACAUGGUAGGGAGUUUACUACAUUGUUGCAGUAAAAGAAAAAGUUUUCUUCAAAGUAUGAGUAAACAACUUCCAGAUUUUGUUUUAGUCGCCCUAAACGAACACCCUGCUGCGUUAGAGGCCUUAUGUCUGAUGCUGGAAUGGGAAGUUGCUAGUGGAGAACAAACUCAAUUAGAAGUAAUAGCUGCUCUUCAGGGUACCGAAUUAGGGCAAAAGUACUACAAAGACCUUUGUGAAAGACAGCAAAAUCUUCAAAGAUUGCAAGCGGAAGGUGGUCCACGGCGAUUAGCGCUUCCGGUACGAGCCACGGACGCGGAUGUCGAAGCGCUGCUGGAGACAGGAGCUCUUGGCAACCUGGAAUGCCUUUCGCUCGCUUUCACCAGCGUCACCAGCGCUUGUGCUCACCAUCUUAUCAAGCUACCUUCACUACGGUACCUGAAUCUAUGGGCCACGAAGUUCGGCGACAGCGGCGUGCAGCUCAUUGCCGAACAUCUGCCACGUCUCCAGGUGCUAAACCUCUGCGAGACGCCCGUGUCUGAUAAGGGAAUAGAAGCGUUAUCAGUUUUAUCGAAUUUGCGUAGACUGAACUUGAACAGCACGAAACUAUCAGCGGAAGCGUUCGACAUGCUUCGACAGCGACUGCCUCAGUUACAAGAGUUCGAUAUCCGUUACACAGAAGCGUGGUGACAGCGGACACCGCCAAGACCCAACAAUUCAACUAUGUAGAUUUAUAUUCGCACGAGAUGUCAGUGAAGUGAAACCUGCGCAUAGUUGCGCUCGUUUCUAACUUCAUAACCUAAAAUUUGGAAUCGCACUAUUACAUGCACGAUCGACCAGUGGUGUAGCGUGGGUCUCCGAAACCUGGGGAAAUUUUGUGGUUCACCUAUUUUUAUAUAUCACCUCUCCUGUAAGAACUGCUAUAUUUGCUAGAAAUAACUACUUCAUACCAGGACCUAGUGGUGUUUUUUUUCUAGUAAAGUUUUCUUUAGUUUUAUAAUCAAGCAGUUAAUAAUAUGCUUAAAAAAUAUCUACCAAUAAAAAAUAUGCUGCCCUAAUAAAAUUGCGCCCGAGGUGGGACGCCCUCGCCAUGCUGCUCAACUGAAAGACACUUAAUUUUAUUCAGCUUAGCUUAUUUGUACAUUUUUGUCAGUGUCGCCGGUGGAUUGUAGAUUUAGCCGUUUAAGACACCGGCAAGUCGCUUUGAAAAUUAAACUCAUUGCAUAUGUUGCAAAACUGGUAUAUUAUUUUGCCAAAGCGGUGACUAAUUAGAACCCGCAGUUAAACAUGACGACUACAACGUUCUAUAAAAAGCUGUGAAUUUUCAUUCAAACGUAAUGAAAUUCAGCUUAUCAAACCGUCAUAAUACUAAGCAACUCCAUUUUUAAAUACUGCUAGCCAGAAUGUAGGUAGGACCUAAUACAACGAAGACGACGAAAUCUAUAAUCCGCCUGCAAUAUCAGCACUAUGUGUGAUCGAAAAAAUUUGACAACUCCGUGUCACGUAAACACAAAAAUGUAUUGAUCAUUCUUAAUUGUAUUUUUUAACCGACUUCAAAAAAGGAGGAAGUUCUAUGUUCGACUGUAUGUUUUGUUUUUUUAUGUAAUGUCCACCGAUUUCUCCGUCAAUUGUGGACCGCUUUCCAAAUUCUUUUUUGCACUUGUGUGCACAGUGCACUUCCGAGUUGGUCCCAUUGGAACGAAGUCAGGAUCUGAUGGUGGAAUCCAGGCAAAUCGAGGGAAACCUUCAAAUUUCAAAGGCACGCACGAUGUUUUUUAUGCAUGUUCACCGAUUUCCCCGUCAAAUGUGUUAUUGUUUACUUGGACGAUGUAGGUAAUUUUCACUAAAAUGGAUGAAAUAAAAAAAAAUAACAAAAAAUAAAACCGACUUCAAAAUCGAAAAUGGAACUAAAAAGUAAAAAAUAAUUUGGUUUAUGAUUUGGAAAUCGGGCGGGGUCAAGAUUGAAACAUUAAAUAGAUUUUCGUUUCUGAUUGGUUAUA
Chilo suppressalis (striped riceborer) is the source of this 4464-nucleotide messenger RNA. The record is from the annotation of a GenBank genome assembly. Lineage: Eukaryota; Metazoa; Arthropoda; Insecta; Lepidoptera; Crambidae.